AUGGAGUCGUUCAUUCGUUUGGCAGAGGCAAUAAUCGAAUUUGAAUCCGAUUUUAGCAGCACGCCACCUGCAGAGCAAAAUAAACAUGGUCUUGCAAUACAGCAAGACGAACUGAAAGAUAUGUGGGAAAAAACUAAACAAGGGUAUGAUACUAUAAUAAACAGAGAAGGGUUGUCGAAAGAAGACAUUAAGGCCAUAAGGAGAAAACAUAAAAGCUCGUUCGCUAGCUAUGUUAAAUGCAUGUCUGCCAUGGCGAGUCAGUCCGAAACGCUUGUUAACGCAGAAAAGGAUGUACAGGAUCAGUCGGUCCGUGAACACAAUAUCCACCUACCUCAGUGUGAUACCGAUGUGUUCAAGGGUGACUAUCUGUCAUGGCCAUCAUUUCGUGAUAUGUUCACGGCCAUAUACAUCCUUAACAAGCGCCUCACUCCGGUUGAGAAACUAUUUCAUCUCAACCAAAAGACUCAAGGGGAAGCCAAAGACAUCGUGAGAAAGUGUCCACUCACAAACGAAGGCUUCCAAGCAGCCUGGAAAAGUUUAUGCGAGAGAUAUGAAAACAAGCGUAUCCUCGUAAAUACACAACUGAAAAUACUUUUCAAUUUAAAUUCAGUGGAUAAUGAGUGUGGUAGCUCAAUAAAAAGGUUGCAGCGGGAUAUAAAUAAUUGCUUAUCGUCCCUAAACAGUCACCAAAUUAACGUUUCAAACUGGGAUGCAAUUAUAGUCUACCUCUGCUCCACCAAACUUCCAGAAAGUACGCUGGCUCUAUGGGAACAAACCAUAGACCACAAAAAUGAUAUACCAAAGUGGGAGGAUAUGGACAAGUUCCUAUCCAACAGAUUUCAAACUCUGGAGACUUUAUCAGGCUUAAAAAAUUCCAAAGCUGUGAGAGCGCCAAAGCCGCAGCACACACACAAACCAGCAGAAGCCUCCCCAAAACGACUUGGCGUUUUCCAAGCAAGCGUGACCAAGUUCACUUGCAUAAUGUGCCAGUCCAAUGAGCACAAGUUACGCAGCUGCUCCCGCUUCUUAAAGAUGACACCAUCUGAAAGAAUAGAGUUCAUGAAAAACAAUAACUCUUGCUUGAACUGUCUUAAGUCUGGACAUACUGUGUCAAGAUGCACAUGCUCGUUUAAUUGCAGCAAGUGCCACUCCCGACACCACACGCUCCUGCACCUUGAGACUGACCAGCAAAAGCCUACAGCGCACCAAAUGCCGCCAAGCUCAACUGGUAAUCGAGCAUCUUCAUCGAAGCAAGCACAAACAAGACGCAAGACAGGAAAACCAAAUUCAACUGGGGACAAAAAUGUCAAGUCUUGUUUUGCAAAUUCAAAUACUGGUGUGCUCCUAGGAACAGCGCGCGUAAAUAUACAUUAUAAUGGAACCGAUUUUUCUGCAAGAGCUCUUAUUGAUUCCGGGUCUGAGUGUUCUUUUAUAACGGAAAGACUCAAACGCCGAAUCAACCUGCCAUCCAAAAGGUUGCAUGCCCAAGUUUCCGGCAUCACAAAUUCCAUAUCGGCGCAGGUCAAAGAAGCAUGCAAUAUAGAAAUACGGUCACCGAUUGACCCAUUAUUCCGGUCGAAUACCACUGUGCUUGUCCUAGCACAACUAACUGGAAAUCUUCCAACUACCCAUAUUAGCGCAGAAACUAAACAAGCAUUCCCAGAUUUGGUUUUGGCCGAUAAAAGGUUCUUUGUUAAUGAGCAAGUGGACCUUGUGCUUGGAGGAGAUAUUUAUCCAGAAAUCAUUUUGAGCGGCUUGAAGAAAAAUGUACUUAAUACUCUUCUAGCCCAAGAAACCGUGUUCGGUUGGAUAUUAACCGGCCGUCCAGAUGCAACAAGUGCAACCAACCAUAUUGCUUCAUACUUUAGCGAAGUCGCCUUGGAUAAGCAGCUUACUGCGUUCUGGGAAGUAGAGGAUCUGCCGAAAAGCAAAAGCCUAAGUGAGGAAGACAAGUACUGUGAGGAGUUGUACAAGAAUACAACUCAACGUACCCAAGACGGGAAAUAUGUAGUUUCGCUACCAUUCAGGCAGGAUUUUCCAGAGAAUGUCUGCCUAGGACCCUCCCUAAAAAGAGCGUGCUCACAAUUUUUCCGACACGAGACGCGAUUGGCCAAGGAUCCUGGACUACAAAAGGAAUAUAACAGGGUAUUAUCGGAAUACGAAUCGUUAGGGCAUAUGUCAAAGCUAAUAAAUAAUAUACCAGCAGAGUCCUCCGACAACUAUUUCCUGCCUCAUCACGCGGUCAUCAAGGCAGAAAGCACGUCAACAAAACUUCGCGUGGUUUUUAAUGCCUCAAGUCCGACGGCAAAUGGUGUAAGCCUCAAUGAUGUACUGCUCCCAGGACCAGUACUCCAGGCGGAUCUUCCCAUAUUAAUCCUACGUUGGAGAUUAUAUAAAUACGUCUUCAACAGCGACAUCGAGAAGAUGUACCGGAAAAUUAUGGUGCAUGACAAUCACACUAAGUUCCAGCGCAUAGUUUUUCGUACCAAUACGAACGAACCGAUCAGUCUUUACGAGCUGAAGACGGUCACUUUCGGGGUUAACUGUGCUCCUUACUUGGCAAUAAGGACACUUUUACAACUAGCUGAUGAUGUGGAAAACUCCUCUCCGAUAGCAUCCAAUAUUUUACGAAGAUGCAUGUACGUCGACGACGUUCUAGCGGGAGGACACAGCAUUGACUCUGCGAUAAAUGCCAGAGAUGAAAUAACCCAAGUGUUAGAGUCAGCCGGCUUUCCAUUAAGAAAAUGGACUGCCAAUUGCGAAGAUUUACUGAAAGACAUUCCAAAAACGAAUCUACUAACCGAAGAUUUUCUUGAAUUCGAAGAAACUAGCGCAGUGAAGGCUCUCGGCAUAAGAUGGAACGCCCAUACGGAUUUAUUCUAUUUUAUGGCGAGACCAUUAGAAGAAAGCGAUAAUCCAACGAAAAGGGCGAUAUUAUCAGCUAUCGCCAAACUUUUCGACCCCCUGGGGUGGCUCGCGCCCAUCAUAAUCGUAGCCAAAAUACUAAUGCAGGGUAUUUGGCUGGAAGGCACGGACUGGGAUGAAACCGUAACUCCAACUACCCUGGAUCGCUGGAAAAAUUUUACACAACAUUACCAUGAGAUCGAUAACAUACGAAUACCUCGAUGGGUACAUUUCUCACCAACAGAUGACGUCGAAGUACAUGGCUUCUGUGACGCAUCGGAAAAAGCGUAUGCGGCUGCUGUAUAUCUGCGCGUUACACAAAAUGCAAAAGUUUUCGUGGCAGAAAUUAAAGGCUUUACAUCAAACCUUUUGCAGGCGAUGGAAGUCAGAAUACCUAUCCGAACUACAGAAGCGAAUUAA
Rhagoletis pomonella (apple maggot) is the source of this 3324-nucleotide messenger RNA. RefSeq lists its product as uncharacterized. The transcript is spliced from 2 exons. The record is from RefSeq and is a predicted model, not a curated record. Lineage: Eukaryota; Metazoa; Arthropoda; Insecta; Diptera; Tephritidae. Bases 1 to 3324 code for a protein of 1107 amino acids.